UCGAUUCAGAGUUUCUGCGACAAGAAUGCACGCCUGUCCUAUCCUUCGGAACUUACGGAAACGUCCACGAUUUCGGUGGGCAAACAGUUGUUCGAUCACAGGAUGCACCACUUAUCGACUGACGAUGGCGACUGUCCAUGCUCGCGCUUAUCAUAGCGAACACGGUGUGUACGGAUACAGGCCGCGGGCGCCGCGACAAUUUCAAGUGCCGAAAGAAUAUCUGGUAACGCGAUCAAAGAACAGCAAUUUCUACAGACUGGUCGCUGCGUACAGAGAAUUUGGUCAUAAACAAGCCAACAUAGAUCCUGUCUCUCCGAACAAGCCAAUUCCGCUCGUAGAAUUGAAUCCAGACAGAUUUGGAUUACGUUUGACGGACAGAGUGUCCUUCGAUGGGAUCUUAACGACGAAUAAGAAGGAAGGAACGGUGGAGGAGGCCUUGGCAUUCCUAAUUAGGACCUACAGCGAUACCAUAGGUCUCGAGUUUAGCCAUCUAGAGACCGAAGAGGAGAGAGAAUGGUUCGCGCAUACCGCGGAGAAGCGCGUGGCCGAACCCCUCGCGGAUCGGACGAGGGUGGCCAUCGCGAAGCAGAUGCUAAGGAGCCAAACUUUCGACAACUUCCUGGCCAUAAAGUUCGUCAGCCUCAAAAGAUACGGUGGCGAAGGAGCCGAGGCUAUGAUGGCGUUCUUCCAUGAAUUUUUCAAACUGUGCGCAGACGACGACUUGGCGUACAUUGUCCUCUGCACGGCGCACCGUGGUCGACUGAACUUGCUCACCGGUAUGCUAAACCUUCCGCCGGAGAAAUUGUUUCGAAAGCUCCGGGGACUAUCCGAGUUUCCGGGUGAUGCGAAAACGACCGGCGACGUGAUCAGUCAUCUGGUGUCCUCCACCGAUCUCGAUAUCGACGGGAAAAACCUGCACGUGUCGAUGCUGAGGAAUCCUUCCCACUUGGAGGUGGUGAAUCCGGUUUCUAUGGGGAAAACCCGAGGAGUGAUGCAGGCUGUCGGCGAAGGGGCUUACGGCGAAGACGAGAACGCCUGGUGGAGCGACAAAGUGUUGAACAUUCAGGUUCACGGGGACGCCGCUUACGCUGGCCAAGGCGUGAACCAGGAAUGCUUAGCUUUGUCCCAGGCUCCGCACUUCGAAAUAGGCGGGACGAUCCACUUGAUCGUGAACAAUCAACUGGGAUUCACCACGCCGGCCUCGCGAGGCAGAUCUUCGCGAUACUGCUCGGACCUGGCGAAAAUGAUCUCCGUCCCGGUGAUCCACGUCAACGGAGACGAUCCUGAGAUGGUCGUCCGAGCGACUAGACUCGCCUUCGAGUACCAAAGAACGUUCAGGAAAGACGUCUUCGUGGACUUGAAUUGCUUCAGAAGAUGGGGCCACAACGAACUGGACGAUCCAACGUUCACAAAUCCUGUUUUGUAUAAAAUGAUACAGAGCCGUUCAUCGGUACCGGAUCGAUACUUAGAUAAACUGGUAAAGUCUAACAUUUUUACCCUGGAGGAAGCCAAGCACGACAACGACGGUCACAUCGCUCGGUUGAACCAAGCGCUGAAAAAGGUGGAUGCUUACGUCCCGGAACCCGCAUACUUUGCAGGUUUGUGGAAGGGAAUGAGCCAAGCCGAAGCAAGCGUGACUCAGUGGGAUACAGGCGUCGACCUGGCUCUGCUGAGAUUCAUCGCCGAAAAGAGCGUUCGCGUCGACGAUAAUACGACCAUCCAUCCGCAAUUAGCGAAGAGCCACGUCCGAGCCAGGCUGAAAAAGACGAUCAACGACCAGCAAGGCCGACUGGACUGGGCUACCGGCGAGGCACUGGCUAUCGGAAGCCUAUUGUACCAAGGCUAUAACGUCAGAAUAAGCGGGCAAGAUGUGGGCCGUGGAACGUUUUCCCAUAGACACGCCAUGUUCGUAGAUCAGACAACCGGAGACGUACAGAUCGCUCUAAACUCGAUGAUAGAGGGUCAAACAGGAAAGUUGGAAUUGGCUAACAGCAUUCUGUCGGAAGAAGCGGCUUUGGGUUACGAGUACGGGAUGAGUAUAGCUCUGCCGACAACCUUGGCCGUCUGGGAAGCACAGUUUGGUGAUUUCUUCAACGGAGCGCAAAUCGUAAUCGACACCUUUGUGACUAGUGGCGAAGCGAAAUGGAUGUUAAGCAGCGGGCUGACCGUUCUUCUACCGCACGGCUAUGACGGCGCUGGCCCCGAACACAGCUCCUGCAGAAUAGAAAGGUUUUUACAGUUGACGGAUAGCAACGAGGACAAACCGGAUGGAGAUGACGUGAACAUGCAUGUAGUGAACCCUACAACCCCGGCGCAAUACUUUCACUUACUGAGGAGACAAAUGCUAAGGAAUUUCCGGAAACCUUUGAUCGUUGUGGCUCCAAAAAUAUUGUUACGUCACAAUGCUGCAACGUCGUUGUUACAAGACAUGGGUCCACGAACUAGAUUUACAAAUGUUAUAGGGGACGAGAAAGCGGCGGUGGCGAACGUGGACAAAAUCAUUCUGGUGAGUGGAAAACAUUUCUACGCUCUCGACGAUUAUAGAAACACCGCGGGACAGAGUAAUGUAGCCAUCGUUAGAUUGGAGACUUUAUGUCCCUUUCCGGUUCAUGAAUUAUUACAAGAGCUCGAUAGAUACAAAAACGCGAGAACGUUCAUAUGGAGCCAAGAAGAGCCACGAAAUAUGGGACCAUGGAACUUUGUGAAACCCCGUUUUGAAAAUUUAUGCGGUAGACGUUUACAAUAUUGUGGUCGCAGAACUAUGGCUGCCCCAGCUGCCGGCGAUGGACAGGUGCAUCAACAAGAAACUCAGGAAGUUAUUACCAAGCCUUUUACAAUGACAUGAUCCAAUUACGUUCAACGUACAUUUCGGAGUAUUACCGUGUUCCAUUUUAUCUGUACAUGCGAUUCAAUUAUCAUGAUCGCAUUAAAAAAAUAAAUUACAUGUCAAAAUAUACAUUAGAAAAUUA
Molecule: messenger RNA, 2969 nt
Organism: Megalopta genalis
Lineage: Eukaryota; Metazoa; Arthropoda; Insecta; Hymenoptera; Halictidae
Product: putative 2-oxoadipate dehydrogenase complex component E1 homolog
Molecular function (GO): oxidoreductase activity, acting on the aldehyde or oxo group of donors, disulfide as acceptor; thiamine pyrophosphate binding
Source: RefSeq, a predicted model, not a curated record